Molecule: messenger RNA, 3494 nt
Organism: Doryrhamphus excisus (bluestripe pipefish)
Lineage: Eukaryota; Metazoa; Chordata; Actinopteri; Syngnathiformes; Syngnathidae
Gene: doc2a
Product: double C2-like domains, alpha
Biological process (GO): regulation of calcium ion-dependent exocytosis; exocytosis; spontaneous neurotransmitter secretion
Cellular component (GO): extrinsic component of synaptic vesicle membrane; synapse
Source: RefSeq, a predicted model, not a curated record
CCAUCCUCCUGUUCCUCAUCCUCCAGCAUGUCACUCUCUCGACUCCCCUCUGCUGCUCAUUUCCAACACAACUUCAACUAUGGGUACAUUUAAUAUUUAAUGGUAAACAUUGAGCUCGCUCGGCCCUGCGAGUCCUCCCUCCUCUCCCUCCUCCUCCCCCCUCUUCCUCCAUCUACUCUGCGCUCCUCUCUUCACCACCUGUUAGUCCGUCUCCCUCACUGCUCUGCGUUGGAAUCCCCUCUUCCUCUUCUUUUUUUUUUAUGAGGAGUUCCACACUUGCUUUGGAGUCUUUCUACCUUCAUCCCAAUGACCGUGCAAAAAGGAAAAAGUCUAGCUAUCACCAUCCAGGAGCACAUGGCCAUCGAUGUCUGCCCAGGACCGAUCCGGCCCAUCCGCCAAAUCUCAGCCUACUUCCCUCGCCUCUCGCCCACUUCUUCCUUCUCGGAGCCGCUCUCGCCCAAUCAGACAGCAGCAGCCGCUGCCCUCAGUCCUGGUAGUGCGGGUCAAGUUGGAGCGGGAGGAGGCAGCAGCGGCCUGCUGUCACCUCUGUUAGCGGCAGGAAGCGGGGGUGGGGGCUCGCUAUCCGCCAUGAGCAGCAUUGACACCUCUAUCGAGGUCGACAGCUGUGACAGCGACGAUAACACCUCUUUGGGGACAUUGGAGUUCGACCUGCUGUAUGAAAGAGCCACAAGCUCCCUACACUGCACUGUCCUCAAAGCCAAGGGAUUGAAACCAAUGGAUUUCAACGGCUUGUCCGAUCCUUAUGUGAAGCUGCACCUUCUGCCAGGAGCCUGCAAGGCCAACAAACUGAAAACCAAGACCGUCCGCAACACCCUGAACCCAAUUUGGAAUGAGACGCUCACAUACUAUGGCAUCACCGAGGAAGACAUGUAUCGAAAAACUCUCAGGGUGUCUGUGUGUGACGAAGACAAGCUGACACAUAAUGAGUUCAUCGGAGAGUCGCGGAUUGCACUGCGCCGCGUCAAGCCCGACCAGAUCAAGCACUUUAACAUCUGUCUGGAGCAUCCGCCGCCUCUGCCCUCACCAACAGCAAUGAGCACGGCCCUCAGAGGAAUCUCCUGUUACUUGAGAGAGUGGGAGACAGAGCAGCAGAGAAGUCUGGAAGAGAGAGGACGCCUGCUGCUCUGCCUGCAGUAUCUACCCCCGGCUGAUGACGAUGGCGCUGAUGGGAAGGUUGAGGCCAAGGAGAGGACUCGCGGUGGGCUGUGCGUGGGCGUUAAGCGCUGCGCACACCUGGCUGCGAUGGAUGUUAACGGCUUCUCCGACCCCUAUGUUAAAACGUACCUCAAGCCAGAUGUUCAGAAGAAAUCCAAGCACAAAACCGCUGUUAUAAAAAAGACCCUGAACCCAGAGUUUAAUGAGGAGUUCUUCUAUGAAAUCUCCUUCUCAGAGCUCGCCACCAAGACAUUAGAGGUCACCGUUUGGGAUUACGACCUUGGAAAGUCAAAUGACUUCAUUGGGGGCGUGUCCUUAGGGUGCCACUCACAGGGGGAGACCUUACAGCACUGGAUAGACUGUCUGAAGAACAAGGGCAAGAAAGUGGAGCGUUGGCACACGCUGACCAAUGAUCUGCCCGGCUCCGUCGUGCAGGAAUGAAGUACACCUCUCAGGACUGUACGCUGCUGUGACACUGCAUCUGAAGAGGGAAUUGUCCCGCACUCAUUUGGAGGAUUUUCUGCAUGACUAUAAGGAGCAAACAGCUGCCUGGUGUUGUGUCACCAAUUAAGUUAUCAAGCAAAACACAUCAACGGGGGUCACAUUCAAAGAUCAGCGGGUUGAAUCACAGAUCAUAACACUCAUUUGCACAAAGCUGCUUUAUAAGGAUCCUUUUCAUUGGGGUGCUUGGUGUUUUUGUGGAUUUUGGUGUCAAUUUAAAGAGCCAUUUACACGUACUGUUGGGCUGAAAAGUGUUUGAGCAUUUUGGUAAAUUUCCAGAAACUUAGACAAGGUAUUUUGGAUAUAUUCAGUUGGAAAAAGCUGGGACAUUUUUGGGAAUUGAUGAGAAUGUGGAGUCAUUUUUACAAACUGUAACGUAAACAAAAAUUUAGUUUGGACAUAAGCAUAUUUUUGUUUUUUGUCAUAUGGACGGCUAACUACCAUUUUGACAUAAAUUGCUCAACAAGUCAUGAAUGCUAACUAAUAUUUGAAAACAUUUUGAGGUAUUUUCAGUAAUGUGAUGGCUCCAGCAUACCCGCAACCAGUGUGGAAAAGCAGUACAAAAAAUUAUGAAUGGGUCAAUGCAAACUACUAAUGCUACUAUUUACUUUUUUUAAAAUUGAUAGUAGCUAAUACUUGUAAUAUUUAUAUAUAAUCGCUACCUGUCUUCUUGACAUUAUUAUUAACUGAACACUGAACAUAUUUACUUACAAACAAUGCAAAAGACAAACCGGAAGAAACCUUUUAAGAGUAUUAUUUGUUUACAUGACAACACAAAUAUUGAACAAUAGCUCUACAAGUGUAUAAUUUGUUCAAUUAUACCGUCUGUGAAAACGGGGGACAUGCUGAUGUUAUGCUAGGCGUUCAGUUUAGCAUUGUGGAAGUCGGCGCCAUUUUGUUAUACGUAAGACUUGCGUUCUUCGUGAGUAUGUUACGCACACGACCAAAACAUUUAGGGUAAAGUGUAAAGUGAAUUACUUACAAACAUGUCCAAUUUUAAGCACAUAUGCUGGUGAAGGACAUUCUUCAAUUGGUAGUUUUGGCUUGUGAAGAAUGAAGGCAACGAGUUAGUGCACAUAUGAGUAAAGCGUUUUUAAAAUGCGACAUCGCCACCUAUCGGCAUGGCGUACAACAGCAUUUCCAAAAUAAAGCCUUUUUCUUUCGCCAUUGAUAUGCAAACAUACUCAAAACCCAUCUGCUUGAAGCGAACUCAUGCAAAUAACUUUAAUUUAAUAAUUAUUAUUUAAUUUAAUCACUCAUUUUCAUGUUAUAAUGCUUCCCGGGAUCUUCAAAUGGACAUAUUUUGCAUCUAUUGAUCUGUGAAUGUUUCACUGCAAACACCCAAACCGGAUGUGACAAUCGGUUCUUCCAUGUUAACGGCUUCUUGUCAAAUGUUUUGCAUGUUUGGUGUCGCUGGAGCUGACUAAAUAAGCGAAAAACGUGCUACAAGAUGACCUGCUCCUCGUCGUGUUGUUCCCGAUAUUGCACUGAGAUGUAAUUCUCUUUUUUUAAAUCUUAUUUAUGUUUAUGUGCUUCAGUGGUGAGAUGUGUCAAACGAAUAUCCCAAAGUCCAUCUGUGUUUAAAUUACUUGUACGCUCUCUCUUUUGCAGAGGGGCCACUGCAGAAUGUUGGUUUGGUUUGUGGCUGUUAAACGAUUAGAUGAUUUCAUAUUUAUAAAAAAACAGAGCUAUGUGCUCCUGUAUUUAAUUUAUAAAUGGCAUGCUUUUUUUGGUUGUUAAUUUUCUGAAAGUGAGCAUGAUUUAUGAUUCAUAAAAAUAUUCAUAUCGAUUUGCCAUGUGCAUCCCUGAGUGUAUUU